Molecule: messenger RNA, 5491 nt
Organism: Harpegnathos saltator (Jerdon's jumping ant)
Lineage: Eukaryota; Metazoa; Arthropoda; Insecta; Hymenoptera; Formicidae
Exons: 11
Coding region: 395-4825 (1476 amino acids)
Source: RefSeq, a predicted model, not a curated record
UUUUUUGAGGAACUUUUAUUUACUGGUGUGCACUAGUGCAAUAAGUUAAACAUACUGUCUGUCAUUUGGCUCCUGACAAUGCGCGUAUGUGUUAUUUUGCUAUAAAUGCAGAAGGACACGUGGGUCCUUUCCGGAAGAGAAACGUAGAGAGCGUAGUUCAAUGUUGUCGGGAGUGGUCAGGAGCUAUCUAAAGCGUGGUCAGUGGCGAGAGCACGUAAUCGCAAAGGAAAGGUGGCAAGCAAUAUUUCUAAUAGGAAUUAAGAGAUAUUCACAUCUAAAUAAUACAGCACAAGAUACAUUUGUGCAUUCUAAAGAUUGUUCCAGUACAACUUGUAUUUCUUCGCAUUAGUAUUCCAACGGCUAGAAGAGACACAUUGAGGUACUAAGUGCUUCCAUGAUGUCAAAUGAAACUGCACUCGAAGAUGUUCGCAAGGUCAUCCUUUCAUUAUUGGUAGCUCGACCAGAUUUUACGCCGAUCUCUGUUCUCGACAAUGACUACUGUGAGGUAGAAGGCCGGCAUAUACCAUGGCAUAAAUUUGACUUUGGCAGUACAGCUGAUUUCCUACGAAGUAUGCCACAAUACUUUGAAGUUAAACAGAUUGGUGGUGCAACUUAUGUUCGUGGUAUCGCUUCAGACAAGAGCAAGCACGUAAGCUCAUUGGUUUCGCGUCAGAAGAGAAGCUUUCCAAGAUGUACUCCUCGUUUGCGAUCUACUCAUAAUUCGCGCGUACUACGCCAGAGACCAAAGAUCCCUGCUGAGCAGUUGAAUAUUCUGGUACAAUAUGUGCAAAACUUUCCGAAAGGUGUUAACAUAAAUUCUGCCCUACUGAUGAUACAAAAACAACUGCCAUAUGUUAAUUUCGUCCCGCAGGAUAUAAAAGACCAAUUGCGGGAAUUAAGACAUAAAUUAUACAUAGAUGGUGAUAUAAUUCGUCCAGUAGAGACAAAUGGUUCAGCUUCCAAAACUAAUAUUUCAAGCAGUGACCAAUCUUCGUUACCGACAUCAGAGUUGAUGUACAACGCGCCUACAUCAUCGAGUUCGAAUGUUGUAUUCACUGUUCCUGAAGAAUAUCACGACGAUCUAAACAUAGACGACGAUGAUUUCGUGCGUUCUAACAGCGUGCAACAUCAUUUAAGGCGACAGAAAACAGAUGAACGACUUGCGUCAAGUCUAAAAGAAUUCUCUGAUUAUGAACAGAUGUUAAAUUAUUACGAUACCUACAAGGACAGAGAGAAAUACAAUAACAAUACUGAAUACUUCAAGAACUCAGAAAUAACUGAAACGAAUAACUUAUCGAACCUGAUAAACGACAGGAUACGGUCGCGGCUAGUGCAACUAAUGCAGAAGUAUCCAGACGGUAUUCAGUGCUCGGAACUGCCAGAAUUGUAUAUGAAAGAGUAUAAGACGCCGCUGAAUUACGCGGAACUGGGCUUUAACAGUAUUUCCACCUACGUUUCUUACUUACCAGAAAUUUUCUAUAUGACGCGAGAAAACGUGAACGGCGAUUUUAUAUUAUAUAGCGUGGAUAUCAAGCUGAAACAUCAGAGUGUUGUCGAAAACAGCAACCAAGGAAAAAGUUACUCUCAAGAGACAAUAUCCAAAACGAAGCCGAUUACCAUAUCAAAAUCACAAUCUGAGCUAUGUGAAACGGACGACGAUGAUGCGCCGUUCCCGUCGAAUCUUUCUCCCGGCAUAUUAGAUAAAUUUGCGCCUAAAGAUGUGACGACUUAUAAAGACGUGUGUCAUAUAUUGGUAACUGAUUUGCAAAAAAGCAAAAAACAAUAUCUGGAAGUUUAUGUUGUCGAGGUGUUCACACCGUCAUUCUUUUGGAUACAGCUGCGCAAAAACAAACGGCAAUUCGAGAAGUUUAUGGAAAAUUUACACACUUAUUACCAGCAGCAUUGUGAAUCAUAUAGAAUCCCGAAACUCGCAUUGCAUCGAGGCCUAAACUGUGCGUGCAUCUACGCUGGAAUGUGGCAUAGAGGAGUCAUCAAAACUGUAAAACCAGACUACAGAGUCACUAUAAUGUUUUACGAUUAUGGAACUCAGAAAACAUACGCACCCGAAAAUGUGUAUUAUUUAAAAGAAAAUUUCUCCAAACUAGAGGCACAAGCCAUACCUUGCGGUUUGUAUAACGUCAAACCAUAUGUAGGAGAUCGUUGGAAAAAAAGUAUAACUGAUCGUUUCACCGAAAGGAUCUCUGAAAGUCUUUUAGCUGCCAGCAUAGUCUCUGUUGACCCCUCGAAUAAUUCCAUGUUAGUCGUCCUGACCGAUACGAGCGAAGAGGAGGACGUGCAUAUAAACGAUUGGUUAGUGCGAGAGAAUCUAGCGCGAUGUGGGAAAAUGGGUGAUUCUGUCGAUAUGGCGAGCUUAAUGGAGUACGUAGUACAGUACAAUUCUAAUCACCUGCCGUCUUAUUGCUACGCGGAGGAGACUUUGAUGGCCGAUAACCGUAACAUAUCCACGACUGCGGAGGAACUUAAUGAGCCACCUUUAGUCUCACCUAGACCGAGCUUUGCGCAUCACGAGAAUAAUCAGCAGCCACGGUCAAAGUUGUCAGGUUUUGUGUCUCCCAACGAAUACAUUGAUCGGUUUAACACACCGACGAGUUAUCAUCAGUCCAACGUAUACUCCAAUCUUGAGAGCGUCUCGCCGCCAGUAUUCGGCGAUUUGAUGGAGGACAUAACAAGCAAUCCGUUUCUAAAUGGGAAUCUGAAGCUAUCCGAGGGAAGUGCAACAUCGGACGACCAUUACAACGUCCAGAGACAAAUGUUCAUACAAUUCAUGCAGGAGAGCGCGAUGCUGCAGUUACGUAUAACCAGAAUGUUCCGUGAAGUAAUGAAUUCUCCGCCGAUAACCGACAACUUAUUCACAAAUUACAUCACGCUGCUAUACCAAUUUAAUAAUGUCCUCAAGAUGCUCUUAAAGGAAAUGGAGAGUCGAUUAGCAAACGCUAAUCCAACGUCCAACUCAUCGCGAAAUCGCGCAAAUGACACUGGCCCGUCACCGAAGGCUCAUACUUACUUCAAUCCUAACUGCGAGAGCUUCGUAAAGCAGGACAACAUGAAUUUAUCGAGACCAAUAUCGUCGCCGAGCUCCUCUUCGACGGCAAAUCUGUUCGAUCAUCACACGAAAUACCACUGUGCUGAGUUGCCCACUGCUGAUGUCACGAACUUGUACGCAGCUUAUGCUCGCAGCUUUAAGCAGGCUGCGAAUCACGGUGUCAGUUCGCAUCAAGCCGACACAAACAAUCCGCAUAUUCAACAGCCUCCUAUAAGCUCUUGCGCUCCUCCGGAACCUCCGAUAUACAAUAGUUAUGAAAACAUCGCCGAAGGUGUUAAUUCGCACAUCGACCAGCUAAAUAAAAAUAUGCCUUCGAUGAUGAACAACGCAGCUUCAUAUGCGAAUAUUUCUGGCGUCAAUCCGCCUAACUACCAGUAUAGCGCGAACAAGUUCGCAAGUAACGCAUACUUGCAACAUGGGAACACUUGGGAAAACAAAGAUUCGACGAAGUCGAAGGAAACGAAUCCGUUCAGACUUCAUCAGGAGAUUGGAACGCAGGUACCGGCGACACAGAGCAAGAACAAUUACGACAUGACGAAUCUUAUAUCAUUUCUGCCCGAUAUAAAUCUGCAGAGCCACACUCAGACGGUGAAUGAAAACACAAACACUCCCGUGAAAGAUAAUUUCUACGGGGCUUAUAACAAUACUGCGAGCAAUCCGAAGGUCGUCUCUGCACCUCCGGGGUUCAAAUUCAAUGUAAACAGCAAUGGUGAUUACGCGCCAAGAAUCGUCUAUGAAGGAAGUCCGGUAAUGUACAAUGUACAGAAGAAAUCAGAAGAGCAACAGUUGCCUUCGCACUCGGCCACGCAAUUACAAAGCAACAACGUUGCCAUGAUCGAUGUCGAUGUCGAUCAUGCCGCAUCUUUGUCCAGUGCAGUCGAUGUGUCUGUCGUGAACGACGAGACUUACGUUACACCAACAACCUACGCGCAAAACUCACUACCGACGACAAGCAAGAGGAACUAUUAUCAACCGGAUAUCAGCUCGAAUGUAUCAUCACAGCACGUUUCGCUGGAAGGUUGGAACGGUGCAAUGUUCCAAAACAGUGAUCCAGAACAAGAUCAUAACAAGACAUUCAUUUCGCCCACGAUGAACCAACCGAUCGAUUCGUUGUCGCAGAAAAAAUGGCAUUGCGAAAUUAACAAAGAAUUCAUGAUUGGAGACCCGUGCGCAACGACUAAAUCGAAUUUUACCCUCCCUGUAUUUGAUAACAGUGAGGGAUCGGCGAUGACUACUGCGUGUGCGAACUUGCAGAAUUCGUCUCACGAAAAGGAUCAAGACAAAACGACGACACCUUACGACUACAGCGCGUCAUUGACAAAUUUUUUAUUUCAGCGGAUUCAUACUGUUAAAGGAGUAACAAUUUUAUUUCAUAUGGAUGAUAUUGGUUGGAUGUUGAUGCAUGAAUUUGUAGAAACUUUCACCAAAUUCAGCAGCUGUUCUCAUGUAAUAGCGUUAUUAGAAGCAGCGAAUAUAUUGAUUUCGUUUAAAGAAGUCCACAGAUAUGAUUACCCGGUGCAGUUUUCACAACUUGACAGUUAUCCCUUAAAUGUUGCAAGAGAUUCUGAGAAUCAUAUUAUUUCUAUUAAUUUGAUUUCUUUGCAAGCUGCGUUAGCAUUGCUUUGCAAGUUGAAAAUAAUCUCACGUAAAGAGAUAGAGAAUAUUUUCAAGAGGACCAAAAUGUUCACUAACAAUCCAGUUAUGAUCAAUAUGUGGACAUUAAUAUUUACAUAUAAGAACUUAAGAGAGCAUAUUAAGUAAUGUUACGUGGAAUAUGGAAUAUAAAAUUUUAAAACAUGUGUUACCUCCAAGCACAAAUAGAUUUUGUUAACAUUAGAACAUGAAAACAACUUGCAAUUCAUCUAAUUUCAUUGAAUAAUUGAUUUUAUAUCGGUGAAUUCUGCAGGAUAAUAUGGAUCUUUUUGUUUUUUUUUUUUUUUUUUAUUUCAGACUUAACAGUAGUAAUAUAUAGUAUAAUGACAAGUAAUAAUUAUUUUAAACAUAAUCUAUUUGUGAAAUUCUCGAUUUAUAUGCGUUAUAUAUCUACGUGUAUAUUAAAUUCGUAUUACUGCAUUGUAUAUGAUUAUACAUGACUACGAUAGUCAUAGUAAGUCUUCUAGUAAGCGAUAUUUAAUUUCCAUUAUCAUUUCACCUCUCAUUCCACCAUUAAAGCCCUUAUUGUGUAUCUCUAAUUAAUAGUUAAAUGUUUAACUAUUAAUUUUAAUUUGAUAGCAUCAAGUAUAGCUGAUAAUUUUUCUACGUGAUUAGGAAUGAUAAAAUAUACAGGAGGAUAAAAUUAUAUUAUCAGUGACACAGUAAUUAUUCGUAUAUAUGUUUUUUUGUUUUUUCGUAUAUAUGAUUAAAAGUGACAAAAUAUACAUAAGAUGCAUUUAAUUUUCAUUAUUGUUUAUUCACUUCUCAUUUUAU